AUGGCAAGACGUUACGAUUCAAGGACAACCAUCUUCUCGCCCGAAGGGCGUUUAUACCAGGUCGAGUACGCCAUGGAAGCCAUCUCACUUGCAGGCAUUGCACUCGGCGUCCUUGCCACCGAUGGCAUCGUCCUUGCAGCUGAAAAGAAGGUGACAUCCAAGCUAUUGGAACAGACGGCAUCGGCAGAAAAGAUUUACAAAUUGAGCGAUCGUAUCAUAUGCGGUGUAGCCGGUAUCACAGCAGACGCCAAUAUUCUGAUCAAUUGGACGCGAUCGCACGCUCAAAAAUAUCUAUUCACUUAUGACGAGGAAAUCCCUGUGGAACAACUUGUUCAACGUGUUUGUGAUCUCAAGCAAGGUUAUACGCAAUAUGGUGGUCUUCGUCCAUUUGGCGUCUCUUUCAUUUUCGCUGGUUACGAUGAACAACAUGGCUUCCAACUUUAUCAUUCGGAUCCUUCAGGCAACUAUGGUGGAUGGAAGGCUACUUGCAUUGGUGCCAAUAAUGCAACCGCACAAAGUAUUCUCAAGCAGGAUUACAAGGAUGAUAUGAAUGUCGAGGAUGCAAAGGCAUUAGCCAUCAAGGUCCUGAGCAAGACUAUGGAUAGCACCACUCUCAACAGUGAAAAAUUGGAAUUUGCUACGAUUCGCCAAGUGGAUGGCAAGGUGGUCUAUGACUUGUUCAAGCCAUCAGAGAUAGAUGCUUUGCUCAAGGAACAGAAUGUGGGAGCUGAUGCAAUGGAAGAAGGACAAUAA
Lichtheimia ornata is the source of this 753-nucleotide messenger RNA. RefSeq lists its product as uncharacterized. Bases 1 to 753 code for a protein of 250 amino acids. The transcript has 4 exons. Gene Ontology annotation, biological process: ubiquitin-dependent protein catabolic process. Lineage: Eukaryota; Fungi; Mucoromycota; Mucoromycetes; Mucorales; Lichtheimiaceae. Gene Ontology annotation, cellular component: cytosol; nucleus; proteasome core complex, alpha-subunit complex. The record is from RefSeq and is a predicted model, not a curated record.